Colletotrichum truncatum is the source of this 1176-nucleotide messenger RNA. RefSeq lists its product as uncharacterized. Lineage: Eukaryota; Fungi; Ascomycota; Sordariomycetes; Glomerellales; Glomerellaceae. The record is from RefSeq and is a predicted model, not a curated record.
AUGCUCUCUCAAGUUACUCCCUCAUUGCUCCCGAAAGCCUCCCAGACUCAGCUUGAGUCUGCGCCCCAUCCUAUCAGCCACUCUAUUCAAGCCACUUACACUGGACUUCAAGGCGACGCUUUAGAGUUGGCUGAGCUUUUCAAAGGCGCAAAUCUGCACAUUCCCAAUCUCCUAAAAGUGUUUGCAGACUGGCCGCUCGCCACAAGUGCUCACUUGGGGAAGCUGAGAGACCUCUUCAACACAACCUUGGAUUGGAUUAUUCCUGAUGAAAAGAGACGAACUGCAUUGAAGACAGCUGACUUAGGCCGACUUAUAGCCGUUUGGUAUCCAUGGUCCGCAUGGCCUGAGCUGGAGGCAUUAAGUCUCCUGGCACUGUGGCUGUUCAUCUGGGACGACGAAAUUGAUGUCAUUGAAACUGAUGUCUCAAAGAGCAAGAAACUGGCGCAAUUGCAUUAUCAGUCGUCGCUGGCUUAUAUUCGUCGGGCGCUUGACGUAAAACGUACCGAUGUGAUUGACGAGAGCCUUGCUCCUACCAAUAUGGCCUUAUUCGGCAGAUUUGGUGACCUCGUGCGUGAUUCUAUGGAUUUGCGACUGCGAGAGCGUCUUUCAACGGAGCUUCAUGCCUUUGUUGCCCACGUCGCUGUAGAGCAGGAUUAUCGCCUUGAUUGCAAAGUUCCCUCACCUGGGCAAUACAAGAAUAUCAGGCGGGGUACCGCCGCUGUGAUGCCUGUUGUGGUUUUAGCAGAAUACAUGGUUCGAACUCAAGUACCGGAAACACUCCGAGGUUCUCUUGCCUUUGAGAUUUUAAGUAGAGAGACAACGGAUUUGAUCUGGUUGAUCAACGAUCUCUAUUCCUUGCCUAAAGAACUGGCCGAUGGUGCGGUACUGAGCAUUGUUCCCGUAUUACUGCAUAGUAAGUCUGGCAUCUGGACUCUCGAUGCAGUGGUUCAUAACAUCAUGACGGAAAUUAAGAGUUCUAUGGAGAGGUUCGAUAGCGCAGCGAAGGAGCUGAUGGAGAUGGCAGUUGGGGAUGUCUCCUUGGAAGUCGGGGCAGAUGCCUUCAUCACUUACUGUCGCCAUCUUGUAACUGGGGUGGUCAUCUGGAGUGCCCAGUCUCCUCGCUACGGAAUGCUCAAUUGUACGAACAAUGACGGCACCAUUAGCGUUCAGCUCUAA